CCCUGGCGAGGGAUCCUGCUCUUCGGGCCCCCCGGCACCGGCAAGUCCUACUUGGCCAAGGCGGUGGCCACUGAGGCCAACAACUCCACCUUCUUCUCCGUGUCCUCCUCGGACCUGAUGUCGAAGUGGCUGGGAGAGAGCGAGAAGCUGGUGAAGAACCUCUUUGAGCUGGCGAGGCAGCACAAGCCCUCCAUCAUCUUCAUCGACGAGGUGGACUCGCUGUGCGGCUCCCGCAACGAGAACGAGAGCGAGGCGGCCCGGCGCAUCAAGACGGAGUUCCUGGUGCAGAUGCAGGGUGUGGGGAACAGCAGCGACGGGAUCCUGGUGCUGGGUGCCACCAACAUCCCCUGGGUGCUGGACUCGGCCAUCAGGAGAAGGUUCGAGAAGCGCAUCUACAUCCCGCUGCCCGAGGAGGCGGCCCGGGCCCAGAUGUUCAAGCUGCACCUGGGCAACACCCCGCACUGCCUGACGGAGGCCAACAUCCAGGAGCUGGCCCGGAAAACGGACGGCUACUCGGGGGCCGACAUCAGCAUCAUCGUGCGGGACGCCCUGAUGCAGCCCGUCCGCAAGGUGCAGUCGGCCACACACUUCAAGAAGGUGAGCGGGGACUGGUCCCGG
This is a messenger RNA of Aptenodytes forsteri (emperor penguin), 618 nucleotides long. RefSeq names its product vacuolar protein sorting 4 homolog A (gene VPS4A). Gene Ontology annotation, molecular function: ATP hydrolysis activity; ATP binding. The transcript has 4 exons. NCBI's taxonomy places the organism in Eukaryota, Metazoa, Chordata, Aves, Sphenisciformes, Spheniscidae. Gene Ontology annotation, biological process: vacuole organization; endosomal transport. The record is from RefSeq and is a predicted model, not a curated record. The annotation marks the transcript as partial.